AUGGUAAAAAAUGGAAAUGAUAAAAAGGAAAUAUUAAAAACAGAUAUCGUCAGAGAUUCUGAAAAAAAUGUAUGUGAAAUUGAUAUUAAUAAAACAGAUUUCGUUAGAGAGUCUGAAAAAAGAGAAAAUGGAAAAAUUGGAGAAAAUGAAAAAAAAGAGGAAAAGGAAAUUAAAAAAAUGGAACAUAAAAAAAAGGAGGUUAAUAUUGAAGAAAUGAGAAGAGAAAUGAGGGAGGAAUGGGAAAGUGAAAGGAAGGAAAUAGAGAAAAAAGAAAUGGAAGAAAGGAAGAAAAUGGAAAAAUUGGAGUUGAUUAAAAAGGAAAAAGAGAUGUUGAGAACAGAAAUGACAGAAAUGAAAAUUAAAAUAGAAGAAUUGGAAAAGAAAAAUGAAGGAAAAGGAGUGUAUGGGAAUGAUGAAAGGGAAAAUAAAAAGUGUUAUAAUUGUGGGAAGUUUGGACAUAUCAGUAGGGGUUGUAAUGAAAGGAGAAAUCCAAAUAUGUUAACCAUAAUUUGUAAAAGGUGUGGGAAUAAAGGGCAUAAAACUGAGGAGUGUUAUGUUCCGGCGUACAAAUUGUUGAAUAAAAAUCAAAAGGCUUGUGGAAAUUGUGGAAAUUUUUGUCAUGGUCAUGAUAAGUGUUUUAACAAUCAACAAGAAAAUUCUAAAGCAUUUCCGGCGGUAGAAUAUAUAAAAAAAGGGGGAAAAAAUAUCUAUGAAAAAAGGAAUGUCGAAGAUGUAACAUGUUUCAAAUGUCGUAACAUUGGGCAUUAUGCGAGAGAUUGUCCCGUCACAUGA
Gordionus sp. m RMFG-2023 is the source of this 792-nucleotide messenger RNA. Its product is annotated as DNA ligase 1-like. Gene Ontology annotation, molecular function: single-stranded RNA binding; zinc ion binding; translation regulator activity. Bases 1 to 792 code for a protein of 263 amino acids. Gene Ontology annotation, biological process: positive regulation of cytoplasmic translation. Gene Ontology annotation, cellular component: cytoplasm. The transcript has a single exon. The record is from RefSeq and is a predicted model, not a curated record. NCBI's taxonomy places the organism in Eukaryota, Metazoa, Nematomorpha, Gordioida, Chordodea, Parachordodidae.